AUGAAGACGUGGUUCCAGAAAUAUCAUCCUGAUUAUUUCGGUAAGAGAGGUCACAGGAUUUAUCACAGAAAGAAAAAUGAUGAGUGGGCCAGAUGGAUUUCUGCUGCUAAGCUUUGGUCACUUAUUCCCAAAGAAACAAGAUAUGAUUUAAUUGAUAACAAAAAAGAUGCUGUACCAGUAAUAAAUUGUAGAGAUUUUGGAUAUCAUGUGGUAGUAGGAGGAGAGCUUUCUCUCGAUAGACCUGUGGUAGUUAAAGCUAGAAAGUUUACUACUGACGCCAAAGAGCAGAUUGAAAAAGUAGGAGGAAAAUGGAUUAUAUGUCCUUAA
Vairimorpha ceranae is the source of this 327-nucleotide messenger RNA. Its product is annotated as 60s ribosomal protein l27a. Bases 1 to 327 code for a protein of 108 amino acids. Gene Ontology annotation, cellular component: cytosolic large ribosomal subunit. Gene Ontology annotation, molecular function: structural constituent of ribosome. The record is from RefSeq and is a predicted model, not a curated record. The transcript has a single exon. Lineage: Eukaryota; Fungi; Microsporidia; Nosematidae.